AUGGCUUUAAUGCAAAGAAUGUAUUCUCCAACAAGAGGGCAAGUAUUGCUCGAUGGAUAUAAUUUACGUCAAAUAAAUGCUCAAUAUCUUCAUAGAGUUAUUGUUUCUGUUGGGCAAGAACCUACUUUAUUUUCUUUUACAAUAAGGGAAAAUAUUGCUUUUGGUCUCCCAGAUGAUGAGGCAGGUUUAGAUAGAGUUCAAGAAGCUGCUAAACUUGCAGAUAUUCAUGAUUUUAUUGAAUCAUUACCAAAAGGAUAUGAAACAGAAGUUGGCGAAUUUGGUGGUCAAUUAAGUGGGGGACAAAAACAGAGAAUAGCGAUUGCACGUGCUAUAAUAAGAAAACCUGUAAUUUUACUUUUGGAUGAAGCUACGGCUGCUUUAGAUUCUGCUAGUGAAAGGGCUGUACAAAGUGCGCUGGAUAGAGCUAGUCAACAUUGUACAUGUAUUCAAGUUUCACACCGCCUUUCAUCCAUCCGAUCGGCUGACCGAAUUAUUGUUUUAGUUGAGGGCCGCACCCAUCAAGAAUUAAUGGCUAAUAAAGGUCUUUAUUAUGAAAUGAAUCAGAUAGACCAAGCAUCUUAA
Molecule: messenger RNA, 582 nt
Organism: Meloidogyne enterolobii
Lineage: Eukaryota; Metazoa; Nematoda; Chromadorea; Rhabditida; Meloidogynidae
Source: the annotation of a GenBank genome assembly